AUGAUCAGCGUACAAAAUAUGAACCUUCCAGAAGAUGAUAAGACAUCAGAGCAACAACUUGCAAGAAGUGAUGCUCUGCAGCAUGUGGGAUUGAACCCGUCUUUGUUUGCCAGUCUUGCUGGCCAAGGCUACAACGUUCCCAGCUCGUUGAAUGCGAGCUCAUUGAAUGCCAGGCAGCAAGCUGGUCUUGGACUUGGAUACCCACUGGGUUUCAGCGGCAGCAUUCCUGCUUCGCUGCAAGCCCAAUUGUUGAUGGGUAGAUCUCAUCUACUCAAUCCAUUCCCCGGCCUAUCGGCUUCAUCUCAUCUGAAUCCCUUGAAUCAAUCCGCUUUUGCUUCUGGCAUGCAAGCUCUACAACAAAGUAAUGGAUCGCAAGAUCAACAGCAGUCGCAACAACGUGGACGACCAAAUGCCAACGAGAUCAAGGAAGCGCUUGCUACGCUAGCUGCAGCUACUGCCCCAGUUGGUGCUUCAUCAGGGCCUCAAAAGUCGACCUCGGCCACAACCCAGGCUUCUCUACCAGUCGUUGUCUUUAUGGACUGUGAUGAAGAGAGUCUGUCUGACUACCAAUGUUUACUGCGAAAGCAAAUCGAGCUCUUUGAAGCAACUACCAAUGAUGUCCAAUGGAAUGCUCAAGGCCGAAACAAGGCUAUUGUUCUCGGCCAAGUCGGUAUUAGAUGCAGAUGGUGUGCUAACCUUCCCACUUGGUCUAGAUCUCGAGGAGCUGUCUACUAUUCCGCCACAUUGGACGGACUAUAUCAAGCUGCCCAAAACAUGGCAAAGAACCACCUUUGCAAGCACUGCAGAUACAUUCCUGCUGACGUUCGUCAGAAUCUGACUGGGCUACGGGAAUGCAAGCGCCGUGCCGCUGGCGGAAAGAAGUAUUGGGCAGAGGGGGCAAAGGUUUUGGGAAUCUACCAAUGUGAAGAUGGGCUACGUUUCAAGAACUCCAAGAUCCCAGCACCAGCCAAGAACAACAACAGUGAGAUCGAAAGGCAAUCAUCACAACUAACAAUGUAA
This is a messenger RNA of Cylindrotheca closterium, 1020 nucleotides long. The record is from the annotation of a GenBank genome assembly. NCBI's taxonomy places the organism in Eukaryota, Bacillariophyta, Bacillariophyceae, Bacillariales, Bacillariaceae.